Girardinichthys multiradiatus is the source of this 9415-nucleotide messenger RNA. RefSeq names its product IQ motif and Sec7 domain ArfGEF 2b (gene iqsec2b). The transcript has 14 exons. The record is from RefSeq and is a predicted model, not a curated record. NCBI's taxonomy places the organism in Eukaryota, Metazoa, Chordata, Actinopteri, Cyprinodontiformes, Goodeidae. Gene Ontology annotation, molecular function: protein binding; guanyl-nucleotide exchange factor activity. Gene Ontology annotation, biological process: regulation of ARF protein signal transduction; actin cytoskeleton organization. The coding region runs from base 1959 to 6146 and encodes 1395 amino acids.
UUUGAGAAGGACCUGUAUUUUUCCUCCAGUCACUUCCUCCUCAUUGCUAAAUACUUUGCAGGGCUUCUAUUUAACAGCCCGACAAAUACAUUUUGUAUUGCCCGAAGAACCCAACUAAUGUCCCAGCAACCAUAUGCACAUUUUGGAGGUGUGCAUGCCCCCCCAAGAUAAGGUAAGUUAUAAACCCUAUGAGACACGGAUCUUGCUUUUCCCUCAUCUGUUAAUAUGAUGACAGCUUAACUUCUACACAUUGAGUUUAAACUGCAGUCUAAAAACCUCACAACUAGUUCAGGUUAUCCUUAGUGCAAUAUGUUUUACAUCUACGACUCAGUCAAAUCAAAAUACCGUCCAUUCCUCAUGUGUGACAAGUUACAGUAAGAGUAACCUUUCCAGCAACUACCUGCAUUGUGAAGAGACACUUCUGUGAGUGCUUAGAAAGAAGGCAGCUAGGCUUCUGUUCUUGAUUCUGUAAGAUGUCAUCUUUAGUUCUGGUCAUUAAAUGUUAUUUCAUCUAUUUACAUAAGGAGUGAAGUACUUUUUAGACUGUCAUUCACAACCUUUGCAACAUCCUCAACACCCACCUUAAAGAUGAUAACAGUCAAUACAUUGCCAUGGCAACAACGUUUUUCAUCCUAACAACUGCCUAGUCGCCCACAAAAGUCCAACAGCAACCAUCACCAAGCAACCCCCUCCCUGUUCUCUGUUUUUCUAUUGAAGGAGCAGAGGAGGAGGACUGAAAAAUGAUGCUGCACAUAAUAAACUCUGCAAGAGGAGAUUAUUUGCUCAAAGUGGAGGAAAAGCACAAUAUUAACAGUGUAGAAGGCAUAAGUAGGCUUAUACUAUAGUUAGAUUGUUAGACUUGCUGUAAAACAACAGAUUAUAAUAAUUACCUCCUUAUAGAGGUUGGAAUGGACUUUUUAUUACAACGUUUAUGUUAUGCAACAUGGCUGCAAUGCUCUCACUGUUAAUACACUCAACAAUCAUUGAGCUAAGUCAUGUGUUGCUUAAAGGCACAGGAUGUCCUGCUAGAGGACGUUGUAUUGUACAAUGCUUUCCGUUUGCCCACUCCAAAAAUUCCAGGUCUUGAUGUAAAGAGGCAGCUGGGAUGUUUGAAACUCUACAGAAUCCAUUGUAACAUGUUGAUUUUAACUAAUUAAAAAGGGCAGCUUGUUUCCUGAGUAUUGCUUUUUUUCACUAACUCAGCUCUUAAACAGGAAGUUCUUGCAGUACAGCUGAAAAGUAACAGUUCAGGGAGGGACAAUGCUGGACAGACAGUUCAUUUCGGUUUUUCUUUGUAAUCUUAACUAGUGAUCUUCACACAUUUUUAGAAAUGCUUUGCCAUUUUCAUCAGCAUUUUCUUGAGCUGAAUGUAAUGUCUAAACACAUCCCUGAUCUUAGCUGCACUCAGUGUGAGACCGGACACGGCUGACAGGAGGGGGUGUGGCCAACACAGGGAGGAAAUGUAGGCAGGAACAUGUGACUGUAGCUGUUUUCCCAAACACACACACACAUACACACACACACAGGGAUUGACUCGAGUGGACUUUUCUAGUCAGAAAGUAGCAGGACUGGAACAUUUUUUGGACUUACUCGAUUGCUGAUAAGUUUGAUGAUCAUUAACAUUUCUGGCUGCAGACGUUUAAUCUUGGAUAACUUGUAAUUAUUUCUGGAUAAUCGAAACCUUGAAGAGCAUUUUGAUUAAUGCAUUUUGUCAUAUUCCCCUGUACCCUGGUAGUGCUGGUUUUACAGCUGCUGCUGACAUAACAAGCUGGGUUUUCCUGUUAGGUUAGAUUUACUGGUAUGCGGCGCUGCAGAAAUGUAUUUAUGUAGCAGCUGACUUGUCAGAAAGUUUUACUGCUACUCUGCUUGUCAAACAAGGACAGCAUAAUACUGAGGAAAGAUAUGUUGACCUGGCAAAAUAUUAACUUAACCCUGAACUCUUCAACAGAAGUGGACGGAUGACAGAAACAUUUAUGUUGGUCGAAUUACCAAAUCACCUUGUAAACAGGGAAUGUUGUCUGGAGCUGACACUGCAUAAAAUAAACCCCGAAGUUCACGAUGAAUUCCGUGUGGAAGGGGAGUCCCAGUGUCCGGAGACGGUCACACACAAAGACAACUCCUUCAGCCAGUCGCCUUAUCUUCACGGCUCAGAGCGCUACAGUGACAGCAGCAGCGGUGUUCCCUCUGCUUCAAGGGGCCCCGCCAGCGUGGUCACCUCCAGCUCGGCCAGCUUGGCCUGGGCCCUACGAACCCGCCACCAGCCGGCAAGCCUGGCCCUCCGCAAGCAAGAGGAGGAGGAAAAUAAGAGAUGCAAGGCCCUCUCUGAUAGCUAUGAGCUCUCAACGGAUUUGCAGGAUAAGAAGGUGGAGAUGCUGGAGAGAAAGUAUGGAGGCUCCUUUGUAAGUCGCAGAGCAGCCAAAACUAUUCAGACGGCCUUCAGACAAUAUCGCAUGAAUAAGAACUUUGAGCGCCUCCGAAGCUCUGCCUCAGAGAGUCGCAUGACACGCCGCAUCAUCCUGUCCAACAUGAGACUGCAGUACUCCUUUGACGAGCGGCAGUCCCAGCAACAGGCACAGACACAGACCAACUUCACACACAGUGUGGCCAUAGGGCCUCCUCAUUCCCCUGAUCCCGGCCGCUCUACAGACUACACCCAUCUGGAGGAUUCCUUCUCCAAACAGGUCAAGUCCUUAGCCGACUCGAUUGAUGAUGCCCUUACCUGCCGUGCGGGUCGCGAUGACUCCCAGGAGGGCAGCAGGGAGGGUGGACCUACCAGUGAAGACUUUGGAGAGUGCAUGUGGAGUAGCAGCAGCAACCCAUCCUCCCAAAGAGGUUUGGGAGAAAGAGGCAGAGGAGCUGGAGGAGGACUCAGUAUGCAUGGCGACAGUACUGCCACCUCUUACAGUGACGUUACUCUUUACAUGGAUGAUGGGUUGCCAUCUUCUCCGCUGUCCCUUGACCGGGCACCCAGCAGCACAGAUACAGAGUACUGGGGCCCUAGCGGUGGUGUUGGAGGGCGUGAGGACAGCAGGGAUACUGAAGGAGGGGGCAGCAGCAACAGCAGGCGCAGCACCCCAUGCACAGAGUGCAGAGACUACCGACUAAGGGGGGCCCAUUUGCCUCUGCUUACUAUUGAGCCACCCAGUGACAGCUCAGUAGACAUGAGUGAUCGUUCAGACCGAGGCUCCCUCAGCAGACAGCUAGUCUAUGAGCAGGAACCUGGGGUAGUUUCAGGCUCCCCACAGGGAACCCUCAAGCACACCCCGAACUCAGACACCCACUCUUCCUCCGCGGCAGCUGCCCAGGGUCAGACCAGGCCACCUGGCAGAUCCAUACCAACACAUAUCCCACAUCAGGUGGUAGCCCACCACCACCAUCACCACCAUCCAAUCCACCACCAUCAGUACCCUGACACACCCUCAUCCUCUUCCUCCCCUCAGCAGCCCCCAACCACCCCUCUGUCAUCUUCCUCCUCAACAGCUCUGCCAUCCGGUGCUCUGGAGCAGCCUUGCUGCUCUGAUGGAGAUAACGACUCCCUCAACUCCACCACCAAUUCCAACGAGACAGUCAACUGCAGCUCAGGCUCCUCAUCUCAGGACAGCCUGCAGGAGCCUCUUCCUCCUCUGGGCAAGCAGACGUAUCAGAGGGAGAGCCGCCAUAGCUGGGACUCUCCACCCUUCAACAGCGAUGUGGUGCAGAGACGUCAGUACCGCAUUGGUCUCAAUCUCUUCAACAAAAAACCAGAAAAAGGCAUCCAGUACCUGAUAGAAAGAGGUUUUGUAUCAGACACUCCUGUUGGGAUUGCUCACUUCCUCUUGGAAAGGAAGGGCCUCAGCCGGCAGAUGAUUGGCGAGUUUCUUGGAAACCGGCAGAAACAGUUCAACAAAGAUGUUUUGGACUGUGUGGUGGAUGAGAUGGAUUUCUCAGGUAUGGACAUCGACGAUGCUUUGAGGAAAUUCCAGGCGCAAAUUAAAGUUCAAGGGGAAGCGCAAAAGGUGGAGAGGCUCAUAGAGGCGUUCAGUCAGCGGUACUGUGUGUGCAAUCCGACCUUGGUGCGGCAAUUCCAGAACCCUGACACCAUCUUCAUUUUGGCGUUUGCCAUAAUCCUCCUCAACACGGACAUGUAUAGCCCCAACAUCAAAGCGGAGAGGAAGAUGAAACUUGAAGAUUUCAUCAAGAAUUUGAGAGGCGUGGACAAUGGUCAGGAUAUACCCCGGGACCUGUUGGUUGGGAUCUACCAGCGAAUACAGAAGUGGGAGUUACGGACAAAUGAUGACCACGUAUCGCAGGUGCAGGCAGUGGAAAGGGUUAUUGUUGGCAAGAAGCCUGUGCUGUCCCUUCCUCAUCGCAGGCUGGUGUGUUGCUGCCAGCUCUACGAGGUGCCUGACCCCAACAGACCUCAGAGGACAGGAGUUCACCAACGCGAGGUCUUCCUCUUUAAUGACCUGCUAGUGGUAACCAAAAUCUUCCAAAAGAAGAAAACAUCAGUCACUUAUAGUUUCAGACAAUCUUUCCCUUUGGUUGACAUGCAAGUGCACAUGUUUCAGAACUCAUAUUACCCUCACGGCAUCCGGCUGUCCUCAUCCAGCCUAGGGGGAGAGAGGAAGGUUCUUGUCGUGUUUAUGGCACCUAGUCAGCAAGACCGCACCCGGUUUGUUAGCGACCUCAGGGAGAGUAUUGCUGAAGUGCAAGAGAUGGAGAAAUACAGAGUGGAGUCGGAACUGGAGAAGCAGAAAGGUGUGAUGCGGCCCAGCUUACUGACUGGCACUGUGGUUGGUGGAGGCGUAGGUGUGAAGAGCGAUGUUGUGAAUGGCGCCUUGGGAAGGACGAGUUUUGAUGACAACUGUUCAGUGGGUGACGGUCUCAAACGCACCGCACUCAGCUCAUCUCUCAGGGACCUCUCGGACACAGGGAAACGUGGUCGCAGGAACAGUGUUGGUUCUCUGGACAGUACAAUGGAAGGCUCCAUCAUUAGCAGCCCACAACCUCACCAGCGCUAUCCAGUGCCAGGUGUGAUCCCUGGCUGUUACGGAACAGAAGAAUUCCGGCCUCACCGCCCCAUCCUGAGCCCCGGAACGGGGGUGGGGGGUGGGCCGGGGCAGCAAAUUACCACUGCUGGGACAGGAGUUGGGGGAGUCUCCAGCAGUGUAGAGAGAUCAGGAGCGGGGGGCGCCCCUGGAGGGAGCAACAGCAGCAACAACAGCGCCUCCUUUCUGGGUUCACUCUUCGGCAGCAAACGCGUCAAACCACCAGGGCCCCUCAUUCCACCGGGGCCACCCUACCCCGCACCUGUACCCCCACCGACUACUGGAGGACCCCCUCCUCACUCCCCUUCAUCCCUUUGCCAGUUGGAGGGGGGGGCUUCCAAGAUUCAGGCACUACAUGCACAGUUCUGUCACAUGGGUACAAUACAGCCUCCGCCACCUUACUACCAUCACCAUCGUUUUCAUGUCCAACCUGUGCCCCCUCCUUUGCAAGGCGUGCCCCCUCAUACUUUACAGAGAGGCCCACUAACUUGUCGUCCUCCGGCUGGGCCACCACACGUCCAGCACCCGCAGCUGGCCCAUCUCUCCCAGCUCUCCCAGCAUGGGCUUCAGGGUCGCUACACCAACAUGGUGGUAGGAUGUCCCCCCCCCCUUUCUCCUCUCUCCCAACAUUCCCAGAGCCCGCAGUUCGCCCUCUACCACGUGCAGCCCACACAAUCUGCCAGAGGGGUCGGCGGCCCUGGUUCCAAACCCCCACUAACGUUGUCUCUUUCCCACCCCCACCCCCACGCACACUCCCAAACCCACCCCAGGCACGCUCAAACACCACACCCAACCAGUCAUUCCACCCAUCAAGCACACUUUAUAUUCGGCACACUGCCCCACAACCUUCCAUCCGCCUCCGUCAGUGCGCAUCACGCAGCCUCCGCCGUCCCGUAUCUGCCCCAGUACCCUCCUCUCUCCUCUAUCCCCCCUCCCCCACCACACUCCCCUUUACCCCCCCCUUCGUCCCCCCUUACCCCUCUUACACCUCUCUCCCCUCACCCCCCCCAGCACCAAGGGCAGCCUCAGCAGGGGCCGCAGGUGACAGGGGCUGGAUCGACAGGUACGGUGGGCAGCUCCAAAUCCAAGCCUAUCAACCGGAUAAGUACCGUGGUGUGAGCAGGACGUGGACCUCCAGGGGUCACCGGUUGGAGGACAGAUAUGAGGAAGUGGGCAGAUCACGGACUCGAAGCAAGUCCGCCCGGACAGAAAGCAACAGCAGCAGUGCUGGCGACAAGAGAAAACGCAGGCUGCUCCGACUCUGUUACUUUCACCUCCGCUUCCCACAUAUGUAGGUGGAGCUUAAGAGAACAGCUAGAGGUAAAUGGCUUGUGUCAAGAUACCUAAAAAGCUGCACACACAACACCACAUGAGCACAAGUCACUACUUUUGCCAUACACAAUCAAAAAGAGUCUAUAGCCAUAUAAGUUAAAAUGAAACUAAAUCUAUAUCUGAGUAUAAUGCUUAAGUUUUAUUUGUUUGAAGUCAUGAGUAUGUAUGAGAAUAUUACAAUGUAUAGUACCAAGAUGUUAUAAACAUUGCAGUUUAUGUAUCCACUGGCUGACAAUGGAUUUGUACAUAAAGACUGAACCACUGAAUGCAUUCCAGUUGUAGUUUUGCAUUGAAAAGAGAAAACAAAGUUGCAAAAAAAUCUCCCUUAACUUUGCAAUAAUUUACUUGGCUUCAUGAUGUCUCCAUACCUUAUUGCUGAUUACACUUUGCAGUUAAGGCAUUUUUUAUUCAAAAGAAGACCUCAGAUAUGUUGCUCUCUUUUAAACUUCUAAAACAAUCACAGGUUUAAAUGGUGUUCUGCCUUUCUGGUCUUACACACAUCAGCAGGAGUCAUGGGGCUUGUUAACGCUUUGUGUGUGGGGUUUGGGAAUCAAACGAGUGAUAUAAAUCAUAUUUUAAAUGUUUCUGAAGCUUCUUGCUGUUUUAUUGAUAUUAUGAUAUACCUGCUCUACCUGAGUAUAAUGAAUAUUGUCCAAUCAUUGUUUUGAUCAGUGAUUAAUGAUAUCAGCAAAAUGUUUGUACAUGGUUAUAGAAAGUAUGUGCGCAUACUUAUUUCGCCAUAAACACUGAAGGGUAUUCUGAUUUGUGAAAUGUGGUUUCUUUACAUAUUAUCAUAUUUUCCUUUCAGUUUUUAAUGUUCAGUAUUUCUUACUGUUAAAAUAAUGAUAUAAGUUUGGAUUUUUCCAAACAGAAUCAACUUAUUAGAUGACAUGUCCAAGAAAAUUAAUAUUGAGAGUUUAAUUUAUUUAAUGAGUUCCUCUACGUUGAAGAGAUGCCUAAAUGUGCUAGUGGAAAUUUAAUUAUCAAUAAACAAGCAGGGCACCUAUAGUUCACGUCAAGGUUUCGCAAACAGUAAUCUUCUGCUUGAAUGUCAAAUUAAUUUGGGGCUUUUAAUGAUUCAUUUUACCCAUUUUAUUCCAGGGUGGAAUGAUUAUACAACAUAUAAUUUUCAUGAUCUCUUAAUAACAAGGUCCAAAAGCUUAAAUGUAUUAUGGAUUUUAUCUGAUCCACACAGACCCGAAAUUGGGCAUACCGUUUCAAAUAUUUACAUACAUCCCCACUAAUACUUGCUUAAUUGUCCCUUAGCAAGUUGCAUUUUUUGUAGCCCUCAACAUGUUUUUGGGAUAAUCCUGGCAAGAUAUGUGACCACUUUCUUGUCAGAAUUUGUGAAGUUUAUCUAAGCUGACUGCUUUCCUGGCAAAGACUUAGCUUAUUUAGGACUUAACUUAAUUUUCAUUAGGUUUGAAACCUAAAGAUAGCCUGCAUUAUCAUUCCUAAACCUGCCUCCAUGAAUAUUUGGCUUCUUUGUCCUGUUUGAACACCUAAUUUUGUCUGAGUUUCAACAGUAUAGCUAACAAUUUCCUGGAUGGAUGGGUGGAUGGAUGGGUGGAUGAGUGGGUGGGUGGGUAUACCAACAGAACAACCAUCCCAAACUCACAUCAGUUUUGGCCAACUAGAAUAGGUAAUGCUUCGGGAAUGUCUCCGACCUUGACCAUGAAAAAUUCAUGGACUUAUCCUUAAAACCUAGUCAGUGCCAGGUUAUUUCAAUCAAUUUUGCCAAGAAUAGUGAUCAGAUGUCGAGCCAGAAUUUUGAUAGACGGUUGUUGAUGGCUACAAAAAGCAUGUGGUCAAGAUGCAACUUGAUAAGAGAUCCAGUAUUAAUAGGAUUGUAUGUAUAGAAAUCGGCCUGUUUUUGUCAUCUUUAUCCUGUCUAGAUUUAAGAAAUGCCACAAUGAAAUAAACUUCUCGACCCAAGUUAUGCUUUCAAAAAUCACUAAAGAUGUAUACUGCAUAAUCAUUUCACCCUGCAAAUAGAAAAACUUAAGUAAAUCAUUAGAAGCCUAAAAUUAAUAUCAUAUUUUUUGCUCUGGAUGACUGUGUGUAAACCUCUGACUGAAACCGGGACUAUUUGCUAACAAUUAUCAGAUUUUGGUAAUUGUGUCUUUUUCUAUGUUAAAGGAUGCACGUUUUUACAUGAAGCUUUGUGGUUUUGCACAUGUGGGGUCCUAAGUAAGAAAUGGUCUUCUUCUAAUCCUCCCUCUUCUACCACUCUGGAAAAAAAUUUAUUAUAUUUUCUGAUGCCUUGUUAUAUUUUCUGACGCCUGGUACGUACUGUAAUUCAUGUUCUUUUGUUUGUUUUAUUAUUUAUUUAUUUUCUUGUGGGCUUUAUGUAAGUGUUUCUCCUUUUUUGCUACUGCAUUUUUCAAGAUAAAACUGAGCACUGAUGUAUUUAAUAUUCAGUGCCAUAUUUUUUGAUCCAGAAAAGAAUAAAUCAUGGAGAACAAAAUUAAAAUGUCUCUUUAAUAAGAUGAUGAAAAAGAAUGGCAAAAUUUGGGAAGAAUUUAAAUUUUAAAAAGGGAUUUCAAGAAGGUAUGGAGAGUGUUAAGAAUAUUAAAAAUUUCAAAGUAUGUUACGGCUAUUCUUUUUAUUGUGUCCUUUUUAACUAUUCUUGCAUGAAUAUAUCUGCACUUAAUGAAUAGAUUGUACUGUAUAAACAUGAAUGUACAUAUUAAAAUAUACAUAGGCUUCUUAUAAUUAUGGGAUGAACUGCUCCCAUUCUGUAUUCAGGUGCGUGCAUGUGAGUGCCUCUAGGUAUGCACAUUUUAAACAGACAGGGACGGGAAAUGUUGUCCAAAAGGAAUAUUGACCUCUUCUUUUCUUAUUGUUUGAUACUGCCAGAGCGAGAAUGAGUUACAGCAAUUAUAAAUUCAAGGCCUGAGAAAAGUUAAUAUGUUAAUAUGUCAGUGCACUUAUUGAUAUUAUUUUGAACAUGAUUUCAUUUUUUGUGUAUGUAUUACAUGUACUGGAAGAAUAAAGAACUGAGAUGUGAAUAUUUAUUGCUUCUGAUAAAUUAAAGUGUCCUUGCAGUGAAGUAA